UUGAGCGCUUCCUCCCACGCCCAGGAGCGAGCAGCAGAGAAUUCGUAGAAGCAACACAAGCAGAAGAAAUCAACAUGAUACAGCGCUGGACGAUGACAGGCUUUCGAUUAUAUAAGCUCCUGGCUUCUUUUCUCCUUAUCUUCGUUCACGCUCAAGACAGCCCCGGGGGAGUGCUCAGGUUCCAGGACCUCAUGCCCGAGAACCCCAAGGACUACGACAAGAUGCGGCCGCCCAAGAAGGACGGCCAGCCCACGCGGGUCUACUUCCACGUCACCGUCAUGGGCGUCGACUCGGUCAACGAAAACUCCAUGACAUACGUGGCAGAUAUAUUCUUCGCUCAAUCUUGGGAGGAUCACAGACUGCGCCUCCCAGACAACAUGAAUUCCAGUUACAGGCUUUUGGAGGUGGAGUGGCUGAAGGACCUGUGGAGACCCGACAGCUUCUUCAAGAACGCAAAGCAGGUGACCUUCCAGACGAUGACGAUUCCUAACCAUUACGUGUGGCUGCACAAGGACUCAACCAUACUCUACAUGGUCAAGUUGACUCUGACUCUAUCGUGUGCCAUGAACUAUGCCAUCUAUCCCCAUGACACUCAGGAAUGUCGACUGCAGAUGGAAAGUCUAUCCCACACGACCGAGGACCUCGUGUUUGACUGGGAGCCGGACGUGCCCCUCGAAGUAGGGGAUAACAUCGAACUCCCGCAGUUUGAUCUGGUGAAGAACUACACUGCUGACUGUACGCAAGUUUAUGUCACGGGCAACUUCACGUGCCUGGAAGUUGUAUUCCAGCUGAAGAGGCGUCUCGGAUAUUAUCUCUUUCACACCUACAUGCCCACCUGCCUCAUCGUCAUCAUGUCUUGGGUGUCGUUCUGGAUCAAGCCUGAGGCGGCGCCCGCCCGCGUCACGUUGGGCGUCACCUCACUCCUCACACUGUCCACGCAGCACGCUAAGUCGCAGGCGGCACUCCCCCCCGUCUCCUACAUCAAAAUCAUCGACAUGUUCAUGUCCACUUGCACGGUGUUCGUGUUCCUGGCGCUGAUGGAGUACGCCCUCGUCAAUGUGGUGCUGGGCGACGGGCCGGAGCGACCUCCCAAGAAGGGCGGGACCAAGUGCCACAAGUGCUACCUCAUUGAGAAUGGGAGACUCGGCGUUUCUAACACUGCCCAUUCGUCCCUUGGUCGGGCGUCGCGAGGAAGGACCAGCAGCCACAGUCGCAGCAUUCAUGAUAAUGGUCCCGGUUCCCAGACGCCCAUGUAUGGUACACUGGCUCAUGGUUCUCCUACCCACGGUGGUCACGCUCGCAGUAGCCACGCAACGCUGGAGAAAAGCAGCCUGGGUCGCGGCACUCUGGACCACAUGAGCCUGAGUCGGGGAACGCUGGAUCAUAUCAGUCAGGAGCGCGCCACUCUCGACCACAUGAGCCUGAGCCGCGGAACCCUCGAUCACAGCAGUAUCGGGCGCGGGACACUGGAUCACGUCAACCUGAGCCACGGGACGCUGGAGCACAGCAGUCUGGGUCGCGGCGCAAUGGACCACAGCAGUCUUAGCCACGGAGUGAUGGAGCACAGCAGCCUUGGACGCGGGGUCAUGGAUCACGGCAACCUGAGUCGUGGAGCCCUGGAACGCAGCAGCUUCAGUCACGGGAGGCUUGACCACCUCACCCUGGGGCCCGGGACACUCGUUCACGGCAGCCUCAGUCAUGGCACCUUGGAUCACGGGGGCCCGUGCCAUGGGACGCUGCGCCAUGGAAGCCUCAGUCACGGAACAUUGGUCCAUGGCAGUCUCGGUCAUGGGAUUCAUGACCACAGCAACCACUGUCAUGGACCGCUGGACCAUGGGAGCCAGUUCUUAGACCAUGGCAGCCAGUUCCACGGAACAAUGGACCAUGGAGGCCAGUGUCACGCCGCCCUAGAGGAGGUGAGCCCGUGUCUCGGAACGCUGGACCAUAGCAGCCAGUGCCCCGCGGCGCUGGAGGGGACGAUGGAGCACGAUCGGCUCAGCCAUCACGAAAGGCUGAGCCACGGGACGCUGGAGAGAGGCAGUCUGAGCCACUCGACCCUAGACCACGGUCGGCUCAGCCACGGGUCGCUGGACGCCGCUACACUGAUGCGCGGGGAGCUGGAGCCGAGCCUGAGCCAGGUAACACUGAGCCACGGGACGCCGUCGCAGAGGUCGUCCCGCCACACGUACCGCUCGCUCAGCGCGCCCGCGCACGACCACGUCGCUCGAGACAGCGCCGCGGCAGUUCAUGACAUCUCGACGCAGUGUAAUUACGCAUACGGGGACAUGCUGUGUCCCCCCCUUCCGAGUGUGCCCCCACCCCCGCCCCCGCCCGCGCGCAUGCCAGGCCCGACGGCGGCGCAGAAGCGGCGGGCGAGAGCCAUCUUGGUGGACCGAUUUUCUAGAGUGUUCUUCCCCUCAACCUUCGGCCUCAUCAAUGCCGUCUACUGGAUUAUAUUCUGGCUGUAUCUUUAGCAGCGACGCAACUUGUUAUCUCUUUUUAGGGUGUAGUAUAAGGUCCCUCUCGGAACGACUAAAGACAAAGACUGUCCACAAGCAGCCGAGGAAUCAUGUGGCUUGGGUGGGUCACAUAGAGGCAAGACAUUUUGUACAGAUACUAAACUAGAAUUUGUGUGACCCUACGUCGAGCACCGAACUAAGUCUUUUCUUUAACCGCAUCUAGAAAAUCUGUUUAGUAAAAUAUAUAACGUUUUACACA
Messenger RNA from Penaeus monodon (black tiger shrimp), 2718 nucleotides. RefSeq lists its product as uncharacterized. Gene Ontology annotation, molecular function: chloride channel activity; extracellular ligand-gated monoatomic ion channel activity; neurotransmitter receptor activity. The record is from RefSeq and is a predicted model, not a curated record. Gene Ontology annotation, biological process: regulation of membrane potential; chemical synaptic transmission; chloride transmembrane transport. Gene Ontology annotation, cellular component: membrane; neuron projection; synapse. The transcript is spliced from 10 exons. Bases 75 to 2474 code for a protein of 799 amino acids. Lineage: Eukaryota; Metazoa; Arthropoda; Malacostraca; Decapoda; Penaeidae.